AUGAAUUAAGACUCUUUUUCACUGUUAGAUCUUAAAUGUAAGGUUCACUCUCAAGAUAAUGUGCUUUUCUGGUGUUAAUAAAGUGAGUGUUUAGAGAAUAGAAUUUUUUGUUUAAAAUGCCAAAAAUAGAAGAAACAUAUCUAACAUUUUGAUGAAGAUGUUCAUAGCAUUCAUGAAUUGAAAUCAUUUUUAAUUGAGAAAUCAACUCAUUCAAGGGAUAUCAUAUUAUAAUACCAAUCUAAAUUCUAAUAAUUAUCUAAAUCUAUUGAUACCUUAAUAUCUGGUUUAUUAUACAAGUUCUGUGGAUUUGAAGAUAAAAUUAAUAAUCUCAACCAUAACUAGUGGUAAUAAAUUCUAGAAUCAUCUAUAAUAUUUGACAAAUUUAGAAAUACUUUCGAUACUAACAUUUUAAAUUUAUUGUUGAAAUUUCAGAAAUAGAUUGGCAAUCUUUUUAGUUACUUAGAAUUACAUCAUAUUACAUAUUAAAUCACUGAUUCGUAAAAGAUAAUCAAUAACAAAGAAUAUCAAGAAGGUUAGAUUAAAUUUUAUAAUCUAAUAGGUAUCUAAUUAAGCAUCUCAGAUUAAUAAAAUGAAGCCAUCGAAAUAUUUGACAAGCUGUUGUUAAUUGAACCAUAUAAUAUAGAAAUUAUGUAAUAAAAAGGUAAGUAGUUGUAACUAUUUGAAGGAAAUUCAUUAUUUAUUUUGAAUAAAUUUGAUAAUGCAAUAUAAAUAUACAAUGAUGUACUAAAAAUAAAUCCAAAAACUGAAUAAGCAUUACAGAAUAUAGGUUAUUGAUUUUUGAUAAUUUAGGUGAUAUCUUAAGAAAAUAAAAAUGUUACAAUGAAGCUAGAUAGAAUUACGAAAAAUGUAUAUUUAUAAAUUAGAAUAACUCAGCGAUUUAAUAUGGAAUAGGUUUUAUUUUUCCUUCAAUCUUAAGGUGAAUGUCUAAGAGAUACUUUCUAAUUUAAAGAAGCUUUGCCGUACUAUUCAAAAGCUAUUGAGAUAGAUUCAUCCAAAAAAGAAUACUUCUACUCUUAAGGUAACAAAUAUACAAAUUUCAUUAAGGAGAUUGCUUAAUCUAAUUAGAAAGGUAUGAGGAAUCUAUUUAUUGUUAUAAUAAAGUUUUAAAUGUGGAUACAAAUCAUGCUGAGGCAUAUGCAGGAAAAGGUAUGAUACUAAUAAUUAAUAAUAAAAAGGAAUUUGUCUAUUGUUUCAAGGAAAGAUCAACGAUGCAUUAAUUAAUUUAGAAAAAUCAUUAACUCUGAAAUAAACUCUAUUAGGAUAUUAUGGAAAGGGUAGAAUAGUAAUUUUAAUUCUUAGGAUUAUAAUUAUAUUUAAUAAAUGAUUAUUUUGAAGCAAUAUAAUAUUUGGACAAAGCUUUGAGCAUCAAUUCAUAGCAUUUAUAAACACUAUGGGUUAAAGGUAAACUUAAUUCUAUUUUUUAAAGGUGAUUGCCUAAAAUAGAUUAAAUAAUAUAAGUAGGCUAUUUUAUAGUACGAUAAAAUAUUAUUCGUCAAUCCUGAUCAUUUGUUAUCUUUAUAUGGUAAAGGUAUAAUUGAUUCUAUUAAACAAAGGAGGAUGCUUAACUGAAAUGAAUCAAUUUGAGGAGGCAGUGGAGUUUUAUGAAAAGGCAUUAUUGAUUCAUCCAUAAUAUGUUGACUCCUUAUGUGGAAAAAGUUAAUAUUUUUUUAAAUAGAAGGUGAAUGUUUAAAAAUGAUGAAUAAAAAAGAGCAGGCACUUGAGUGGUAUUAAAAAGCAUUGAGCAUUAAUCCACAUCAUGUUCCAUCAUUAUGUGGAGCAGGUAAAUAUAAUUUAAUUAUCUAAGGUGAUUGUCUAAAAAUGAACAAUAAAUUUAUAGAGGGACUUGAAUAUUAUGAUAAAGCAUUAAACAUAAAUCCAAAACAUUUAUUAUCUUUAUGGGGCAAGGGUAAAAAAAUUUAAUUAAUUAAGGCGAAUGUUUAAAAAUGAUUAAUCAAAUUGAAGAGGCACUUAAAUAGUAUGACAAAGCAUUAACUAUCAACAAAUAACAUGCAUUAUCUUUAUGGGGAAUAGGUAAAUGUAUUCAAAUUAUCAUAGGUGAUUGUCUAAAAAUAAAAAAAAAAUAUGAACAAGCUCUUGAAUGGUUUCAUAAAGUGCUUAUAAUUGAUCCAAUGAAUAUUUUAUCUUUAUGGGGAAUAAGUAACAUAACUCAAUAAAUAAAGGUGAAUGUUUAAAGAUGAUGAAUUAAUUUGAAGAAGCGCUUGUAUGGUAUGAUAAAGUUUUGGUUAUUAAUCCUCAGCAUUUAGAUUCAUUAUAUGGGAAAAGUAAAUUUUCUAGAAUUAAUCAAAGGUGAAUGUUUAAAACUGAUGAAUCAAUUUGAAUAAGCCCUGAAAUUCUUUGAUAAAGUUUUAAGCUUCAACUAAUAACAUGUAUUAGCAAUUUGGGGAAGAGGUAAAAUUAAUUUUUAAAUAAAAAAGGUGAUUGUUUAAAAAUGAUGAGUCAAUAUGAAUAAGCUAUUGAAUGGUAUAAUAAAGUGUUGAGUAUCGAUCCAUUACAUAUUCUAUCUUAGUGGGGAAGAGGUAAAUUAAAUAAGAUUAAUAUAAGCUGAAUGUCUAAAAAUGAUGAAUAAAUUCCAAUAAGCAUUAGAACGAUAUGAUGAAGCAUUGAGCAUUAAUCCCCAAGAUGUAUAAUCUUUAUGGGGAAGAGGUAAAUUUAAUUCAUUGAUUUAAGGGGACUGCUUAAUAAGAAUGAAUUAAUUUGAAUUUGCAUUUAAGUCUUUUGACCAAGCAUUAAACAUAGAACCAGAACAUAUGUUAUCUUUAUAUGGUAAAGGUAAAGUUUUGUAUUAUUAUAUAGCUUAAUGUGCAUUUGCCCUUGGUUAGUUUGAAAAAGCACAUUCAUUUUUAGUUAUUGCCGAUUAGAUAAAGCCCAAUUAACCUUAGAUUUUAGAAUUAUUAAGUAAUCAAAAUAUCUAAAUUAGAACAAUGUGGAGAUUCUUUGAAUGCUUGA
This is a messenger RNA of Paramecium sonneborni, 2988 nucleotides long. Lineage: Eukaryota; Ciliophora; Oligohymenophorea; Peniculida; Parameciidae. The record is from the annotation of a GenBank genome assembly.